UAAUAGUUCCUGACAUAAACACACUUAGAACACUUACACUUUUUACUAAUUCACACACAUUACAAUUUCUGAAAAACCACACAGAGCGGGAAGCUCUCGACUGAAGUCCAACAACACACCACACACUUGUAGGAAUGAAUCAUGGCAAGAACGUGGACUUUAGCGUAUUGGAAUUUGAUAAUUACACGGAUUACAUCAACUCCUUUGCCACUGUCCACGACUACCGGUAUCUGAACAACCAGCGCACCAUCAAGACCAUCGUCCAGCUGGGCUAUCGUACCACCAAGGUUCCCUACACAGCCGAUGAGUUUGCGAAGCGUGUCAACAUGGCCGUUGAGGCCAUCAGGCCAAAGACAGCUCACGUUGGCUUAUUCAGCGACUUGAUGUCACCGACUAACCAGGACCCAGUGCUGUUGGAGUUCAAAGCUCGAGAGCCGCUCAACCUCAACAAGAUCCUGUCGACAAUUGUUUUUACUUCUUAUAUAAACAUCGACGGAUCAGAGAUCUCCGGAUACAUCGAUCUGGAUAUGAGUUGGCGAAACUGCUUCUUGCAAUCCUUGAAGCACACGGAUUGGCGUGGAGUCUUUGCUGGUCGCACUCGGCUGAAGCCAAUGCCCCACCAUCUCAGCUACUCGAAUCCCAGAUAUAACAUGGUCAAGUACACCCAGAGCGACAACUACGUGGUUAUGCACGAUCACCAUUUCGGGCUGAUGUUUAUGCACAGGGGUGACCACAAGAUGAUUUCUGUGGGUGGACAGCACAAUAUAUAUUCGAGGAAUGCCAAGAGGUCGAUGGUCUAUUCACCGAAGUACGGAUAUGUCGUCUUCUACGAUCACUUUGUGCGCAAGAAGGUCUAGUCCUCGAUUCUAAUCUAAAUUUUAACAGGUGUUAUGGGAAUACUUAUGUGAAUUUUAAAACAUGUAAAAGACUAUUAAAUUGAAUGAUUAUAACAGAGUA
Molecule: messenger RNA, 957 nt
Organism: Drosophila ananassae
Lineage: Eukaryota; Metazoa; Arthropoda; Insecta; Diptera; Drosophilidae
Product: cilia- and flagella-associated protein 299
Exons: 2
Coding region: 135-857 (240 amino acids)
Source: RefSeq, a predicted model, not a curated record